AUGAUCAACCGAAUAUCAAUAAUUUAUGCGGAACGGCAAGCUAGACGACGACCAGUCCAAAAUGAAGCAAUACAAUCAGACAAUGAAAUCGAAUCCGCUCCAGAACCCGAAGGAGAGGCCAAGACGGAAUUUGAGCCGGCGGAAAAACAACGUCACUUUGGAAUUCUCCAAUACACUAUGAACAAUCGAUUCCGAAAAAUUAUGUUAAUCGGUUUGGCCAAUGUGCUUCUUAUUGUCGCUUUCUUCCUAUUCAUGUUCUUCUUUGUGGUAAAAGUUAAAUGUGCAGAGCCGGAAGCCACCACGACACUACCUCCCAGUACUACAACUAUGAUGCAGGGGAGUACGACUCCUGCGGGACCGCCCUUAAAAUAUACUUGCACUGAUGGAUUCGAAUUAGUUUUCGGGAAAUGCUGGCAGAUUAACAUUGAUCUACCUGGCCACCAAGAAGCGGAGCGAAUUUGUAACACACGUGGCUCCACACUUUUCACCAUCAAAAGUGAACUUGAGGAUCAAGCAUUCCGAAACUGGAUGAACCACCGCCAUCAUAGAAGUUGGAUGGGGCUGACAUGCGACGGGCCAGACAAUACCACCUGCGUCUGGGAUGACGGAGAGAAGUGGCCGUUUAGUUACGUGGCUUUUGAGGAUGGGUCUCCUGCAAAUGAUUGUUGUUUCCAGUACAACAUUUCCGGGGUACUUGGAAAACAAUGGACAUGUGAUAAUUGUGGUCUGGCACUAUCAUAUGUUUGUGAGCUCCCACAAACUAUUGCAGCAAACUGUACCAAUAACUUUAACAUGCAUUGCUACAACUAUUACAGUCAGCCGAUGUCUCUCACAGACGCACAGGAUUACUGUAGAGAUCAAAACGGAAACUUGUUGUCUAUUCAGUCGAGACCUGAGAAUAUUUUUGUGCAAGCCAUCCAGGAAAUCAAUAACGAUUAUAUCUGGCUGGGAGGUGUGUCUAAAGAUUCAAUACCAAGUAUCGUAGAGGAGAGGACUAUAGUAGAGGUGGCUAAUGGGGUGUCAAGACCAGAUUUUGAGCCAAUGGAAAGACAACGCCACUUCGGAAUCCUCCGUUACAACAUGAAUAACAGAUUCCACAAAGUUAUGCUAAUCGGCUUAAUGAAUGUGGUUCUAAUCGUUAUUUUCUUCCUUUUCAUGUUCUUUUUCGUCGUCAAAAUCAAGUGUAGUGGUGGUGAAGGCUACGCUACAGUACCCCCCACGGAGCCUUCUAUUACAAAAACCACAAGUUCUGGACCAUUGCUCUUUACAUGUCCCGAUGGAUACGAUCUGGUCGGGACAAACUGUUUGCAACUCUACACUACACCACUGACAUGGUCGGAUGCGAGGGAUCGAUGUCAUCUCAGUUCUUCGUUGCUACUUAUGAUUAAGACUCAACAGGAAGACCAAGAUUUCCGCGCCUACAUUCACCACCUGUACAACCGUACCUGGUUAGGACUUACAUGUACUAAAUCGGAUAAAACUUCUUGUAAAUGGGAUGAUUUACUACAAUGGCCAUUUCCAUAUUCUGCUUUUGCAGACGGAUCUCCAAAUGGUGGAUGUUUGUUCUACAAUGUGUCGGAUACAUUGGGUACCCCAUGGGUUGGAGGGUAUUGUGACCAAAAGUUGGUUUCCGUUUGUAUAACUAGCUCAACACCGGAAUCCAAAUGCAAAAAUAACUUCGAAAGCUAUUGUUACUACUAUUACAGUCAGGAAGCAAGUUUUUCAGAAGCCCAGGAUUUCUGUAAACUUCAUUGUGGGAAUCUGGUAUCUGUCUUAUCCGAAGAUGAAAAUAAUUUCCUGCUAUCGAUGGAUGAAAUCAAAAAUGACUCAAUUUAUCUAGGAGGAUUACUGGCUACGGAGAACAAAAUAAUGUGGGCAGAUGGGUCUAAAAUGUUAUACAAUAAUACGGUUGAGUAUAACAAACAAGAUUCGUGUCUAAUUAUGAAAAUGGGAAGUAAUGGAGGGAAUUGGACAUCUACAACGUGUUCCAAAACCUAUUCGUAUGUUUGUAAAGUUUCUGCUCGAGUCAGUUGUAGUGUCUAA
Messenger RNA from Caenorhabditis remanei, 2043 nucleotides. RefSeq lists its product as uncharacterized. The transcript is spliced from 11 exons. NCBI's taxonomy places the organism in Eukaryota, Metazoa, Nematoda, Chromadorea, Rhabditida, Rhabditidae. The coding region runs from base 1 to 2043 and encodes 680 amino acids. The record is from RefSeq and is a predicted model, not a curated record.